Molecule: messenger RNA, 1599 nt
Organism: Chara braunii
Lineage: Eukaryota; Viridiplantae; Streptophyta; Charophyceae; Charales; Characeae
Source: the annotation of a GenBank genome assembly
GCGAUCCAAAAGCAUCGGACGGCCAGGAUAUCGAUUUUAGAGAAGCGGAGAGGAUGUGUUUGUGUUUGGCGCCGGCGCGGCAAAAUGUGAGAAAUGGAGAAUAUUGGAAAUGCAAGGUGACUUUGAAGAAGGAGGCGGUGCUUCGAGGAUUCCGAGGAGUCGUGUGGGGAGGGGGACGUAAGCAACACAAGGGUUCGGUGAUGGGUUGGCAGGAGGGGGUGGUCGGCGGUGGGAUUGACGCGGCCGCGCUCUCCGUGCCCUGCCUCUUACCGGCGUCGAUCACCACCGGCAACCCUGUACGAGGAGGAAGAGUGGGGAAAGAGGGGGAGGGAGGAGAAAGAACAGGAGGUGGAGGUGGAGGUGGGGUUGAGGAGAAGGCGACCUAGAUGGUGGGAAGCAAUAGGAAGGAGAUGGAACGAGGGGAGUUGUAGCUGUACCACUGUCGAAGCCUCGUUGUUGAGCUAUACCUGGCUCGCGCUCUGUUGCUGUGUUUCCUGAACAUCCUCUAUAUGUGAGGGUGCGCACUCGUUGGCUUUCUUCCCUUCUCCCUCGCCCGCCCCCUUCCUUGCCCGUUCGCUCCCCUUCCUUGCGCUGUUGCCUCUCUUGCCGUUUCUUCAAGUGCGUUCUUCUCUCGCUCUCUCUGCACUGCCGCGGUGGGACCUCUUUCGCCUUCGGAGUCAUUGGUGGAACGAUCGCCGAGCGCUCUUCUCUGCCUCAUUUUCCCCUCCCCUUUUCCCCUCCCCUUUUCCCUCCCCUUUUCCCCUUCCCAUCGCGUUCUCUACUCUCCCUCCUUCGUCCUCUUCCUCUCCCUCCCCCUUUGUUCCUGUUGGCGGGUUCUCGCCCUCUAUUGUAGGUCAUUAAUCUCUCGCGCGCCCAGCGCCGUCGGCACGCACACCUUCGUCUUGAAUGAGAGCGGGGAAGAUCGCGGGGCGACGGAUGGGCUGUCGGCGCGCGGAGCGGCGGAUGGGCACAGCCGCCACGCGGCGGCCGGCGGAACAGACUCAGAGGGGAGAAAAAGUGUGAGCAGGGUCGGCAAAGCAUGACUUUUUGGAACCCAAGGCAUGUGGACGAGAUUGCGGUCAGAUGCAUGCAUGUACGGCGGUAAAUACACUCAGAUGCAUACAUUGUGGAUGAGACAUUGUAGGUCCAUUUAGGCACUGGCUACGUGCAUACUCAACACUAGGGCCUUUUUUUUUUCCACUUAAGGACGUGAUUGCGGUCAAGUGCAUGCAAGCACGGCGAUAAAUACCGUCAGAUACAUUAAAGAUAGAGCCAGUGUGAGUACGCCCGCCCUAAAAAUAGUAAGUAUACAUGUGUCACUUCCCAAUGCACUCUUGUAGCACAACCACGAUGAUGCCGAAAAACAGAGCGGGACCUUGCGGAUGCUGAAAAAAAGAAAAGAAAAAAAAAAGAGCGGGAUCUCGCUAAUGCUGAAAGAGAAAAGAGCGCGGGAACAUCUUCAAACAAAUACGAUGCCUUUGGUGCGGCGCAUGAGCGGAUGACGAAGCGGCUUGGCGCGCGGGAGACAUCCGAAGAGUCGCCUUUUAAAAAUCUGCUUGCUGGUUGGAUUUGGAAAAGCGCCGACUUGAAUUCGCCGAC